AUGGGGUGCAGGUGUUGUAAGAUGAUUCACAGCUAUCUCUUUGAUCCAGUUCAAGUGCCCUCUCCUGGUUUUGUCAACGAGGUAAACAACUGCAAGUUGGAUGAGGAUGACACUGUCAGACUAAAAGGCACCCAAAACAGUGAGGCUGAAGUGCCCAGGAAUGCCCUGCAUGGUGAGAGCCUGACCAAUACAGAGAACAGAGAUGGUACAGCUGGUCUACCUCACCAAGGAUCACUCCCUCAGGAGGACUCAGAAGAGAGACACUGUGUGGAGAAGCAUGGUAUUGUCAAUGGUAUCAGCCCCACUGCCACUCUGCAUUUGGUCAGGAGUCCCAGACCCCACCAGGUUGACAGUGUCUCCUGGGCCAGCAGCCCCUGGGAAGGCACCAUAGACAGCACACACCCAGCUCAGCCCUUCCUUGAAGAAGAGGACUGCAGGAAGCAAAGCUGCAUGGUUCCCACUUCAGAGGAGACCCAGAUGGUAGCCCAUGGAGACUUCAAAGCCCCUGCUGAGGUCUUGGCAGCGGCGGACCAUGUCCUACACAUACCAGCCCCAGAUUACCCCCAGCUCUGGAACCCCACAGUAGACAACGCAGACCCUGCGGAAAAGGAUUAUCUUUUUGAGAACCACCCUGAGGUGGAGUCCCUGCCCGGAAUUCACCCCCGCAUGAGUGAGCAGGGUUUGAGCCUGCCCUUCUCCCUCAAGAGAAGCUGGGACUCACUGAAUGAGGCAGUGACAACAGAAGUUCUGAAUGUCUACUUCAAAGAGGAGGGUCCCACUCACCCUACAUCGGUGGUUGAUUCUAGAAAUGAGCAGGAAGUCCCCCACCCCUACAAUGGGGACAGGGAUGGAGUUGUAGAUGAGGAUGCUGAGGUGGCCGAAGCCCUUGCAGCAUUAGAAGCUGCUACUGCAGGAGAAGAUGCAGAUGAGGCAGAUUAG
Cricetulus griseus (Chinese hamster) is the source of this 939-nucleotide messenger RNA. NCBI's taxonomy places the organism in Eukaryota, Metazoa, Chordata, Mammalia, Rodentia, Cricetidae. The record is from RefSeq and is a predicted model, not a curated record.